CGUUAUCGCGCAAUACGGCGUUGAUUUAACGCGUGUUUUUAUUUUAUUAGAGAAAAUGUGGUGAAUUAUUGAACAUAAACAAAAAUGAGUAAGUUAUAUGUUCUUUAUGAACAUAGUGCGGGCUUCGCCCUCUUCCAAGUGGCAGAGUUCGAGGAGCUGGCAGCAUUUCUGCCGCAAGUCGAGGAGUCUGUGACUGAUCUGCAGCGGUUCAACUCUGUGGUCACACUCAUCGCAUUCCAGCCCUUCAAGUCAGCUAUCACCGCCUUGGAAAAUAUCAACGCCGUGUCUGAAGGUAUCAUACCCGAGGAUUUGAACCUGUUUCUGGAGGGUGCUUUACCGAAGCGUAAGAAGCGCGGAAAAUGCACUCUCGGUGUGGCGGAUCCCAAGCUUGGUGCUGCCAUCAGCGAGGCUCUGGAGAUUCAGUGCUCCCACGUUGGGGCCGUUCCGGAAAUACUGCGAGGCAUUCGCCACCACUUCCACGCACUCAUCAAGGGGCUGACUCUCAAGGCAUGCAGCGUAGCGCAGCUCGGUCUCGGGCACUCUUACUCCAGGGCCCGUGUCAAGUUCAAUGUCCAUCGAGUGGAUAACAUGAUUAUACAGUCUAUAGCGCUGUUGGAUCAGUUAGACAAGGAUGUCAAUACAUUCUCCAUGAGGAUCAGAGAGUGGUACUCCUACCACUUCCCGGAGCUUGUCAGCAUCGUCCCCGAGAACUAUCUCUACACCAAGUGCGCUGAAUACAUCAAGGAUCGCAAGUCCCUCUCUGAAGAGUCGCUGGAGCCCCUCACCGAGAUCCUGGGCGACUCGGAGAAGGCCCAGGCCAUCCUGGACGCUUCGAAGAUGUCCAUGGGCAUGGACAUAUCUCCGGUGGACCUGAUUAAUAUACAGAUGUUCGCUGAGCGGGUUGUGAAGCUUAGUGAUUACAGAAAACAAAUAGCAGAGUACCUCCACACGAAGAUGAACUCGGUGGCGCCGAACCUUACCACUCUGAUAGGCGACCAAGUUGGGGCCCGCCUAAUAUCCAAGGCUGGUUCUCUGACCAGCCUCGCCAAGUACCCCGCUUCCACACUGCAAAUCCUUGGUGCUGAAAAGGCGCUAUUCAGAGCUCUAAAGACCCGAUCAAACACCCCCAAAUACGGUCUCCUGUACCACUCGACCUUCAUCGGACGCGCGGGACUCAAGAAUAAGGGUCGCAUCAGCCGUUAUUUGGCUAAUAAGUGCUCCAUCGCGUCGAGAAUCGAUUGCUUCUCUGAAUCCCAAACAACAGUCUUCGGCGAAAAGCUGCGUCAGCAAGUCGAGGACCGGCUCAAAUUCUACGAGACGGGCGACAUUCCCAAGAAGAACAUAGAAGUGAUGAAGGAGGCCAUGGAGGAAGCCCUGAACGCGACCCAGGAGCUGGAGGCCAGCGCCAAGAAGAAGAAAAAGAAGAAGAAGAAGAAGGAAGAGCCUAUGGAUGAGGAUUAGUGCUUCGGAUAGGCCGAUUGUGAAAUCAGGCCGAUCGUGAAAUCAGUCAUAUCAUGAAAUUCCUAGACAUAUCGUGAAUCGUGAAAAUCAUUGUCUCGUUCCCUAAGACGACGGAUUUAUGGACAGUUUGCCCUCCGGGCAUCUGAAGCAACCUCAAGAACCUAUCGUAAAGUGUCAUUCUAUGGAACUUGCUAACUAUGUAAACAAACCGCCAUAUUGAAAUUGUCAAAGACUUUACAGAGGAAGUUUACGAUCGGCCUGAUAACAGGCAAAAUUACUAUAAAAGCUGCGCCAGCAAGUCGAAGACCGGCUCAAAUUCUACGAGACGGGCGACAUUCCCAAGAAGAACAUAGAAGUGAUGAAGGAGGCCAUGGAGGAGGCCCUGAACGCGACCCAGGAGCUGGAGGCCAGCGCCAAGAAGAAGAAAAAGAAGAAGAAGAAGAAGGAGGAGCCUAUGGAUGAGGAUUAGUGGCUUGGAUAUGUCGGCGGCCGAUUGUGAAAUAAUGCCGAUUGUAAAGUUUCUCGGUAACGUUUUGACGGUAGUCAUAUUAACCUAUUGAACGCCAAACGGCGCAUCUAUUUGCCGUGCCACUGACGCCACGAGGGUAAGCGGGGCUCCGUCGUUUCAGGGAACGAAAUGAUUUUCACGUUUCACGAUGUCUAGGAAUUUCAUGAUCUGCCUGAUCUUACGAUCGGCCGCCGACAGAUGUAUGCAUUACUUCUAGCAGGCAAAAUUACUAUGUAGUCUUUGGCUGACUGUACCCCCAGUGUAAAUUUCAUUCGAUAGCGUGACGUGACGUACGCGUUUGCGUUAAGUGUCAUUUUGUAUGGGAUUUUGAGUUUCCAAAACGUCCUGCUUGGCGCGCUGUUCAAAAUCCCGUACAAAAAUAGACAUAACCCAAACCGUUUGGGCCAAACGCGAACGCUCGUCACGCUAUCGAAUGAAAUUUACACUAUAGUUCAUUUUUUUGCAUUAGAAAUAAGGUAAACAAUCUUGAUGUGUCUUUUAAUUGAAUAACACAUUUUAAAAAUGAGUUACCGCAAAUAUGUAACAAUUAUGAAUCUAAUAUGAUCAUUUAUAUUCUUCUGCUUUCAUAAUAGUUAUUGAUUUUAAAAAAGCGUUUUUCAAUUAAAUGACAUGUCAAGAUCGCUUACCUUCUUUCAACUUCUUUCUAAUGCUAAAAAAACGAACUAUAGGGGUUCUGACUUUUUAAAUAUCGGACGUAGUUAAAUUAGACUUCUUGAAGACCGAUGGGAAGACCGAUGCUGCGCUUUAAAGACUGUGUCAAGCGAGACAUGUCUGCAUUUAAAAUCGACCACCAUGCCUGGGAAGCCUUAGCUGAAGACCGUGAUGGAUGGCGCAAGCGUGUUGUGGAGGGGAGAAGGCUAUGCGACCAAGCCUGGUUUAAUGCUUUAGAUAGCAGAAGGUGUCGCAGAAAGUAAACCGGGACUGGAACCUCGGAUGGCAUGAGCUUUCUCUGCCAAAAAUGUGGGAGGUCAUGCCGCUCACGCAUCGGCCUCCACAGUCACCAAACCCGGUGUCUGCACAGCAAUGUAUAAAUCGUCUGCAAUAGACGGAAAGGCCUGUGAUGAUGAUGAUGAUGAUGAUAUGAUUUACGACAGUAGUAAUUAUUUGGUGAUGUAUAGUUCGUCGUUUUUUUUUAGCAUUAGAAAGAAGGUAAGCGAUCUUGACAUGUCUUUUAAAUGAAAAACUGUUCUUAAAAAUCAGUAACUAUUAAUUAACACAGCAGAAGAAUAUAAAUGAUCGUAUUAGAUUCAUAAUUUUAUUGUUACAUAUUUGCCGUGAAUUAUUUUUAAAACGUGUUUUUCAAUUAAAAGACAUGUCAAGAUUGUUCACCUGUUUUCUAAUGCUAAAAGACGAAC
Molecule: messenger RNA, 3345 nt
Organism: Cydia fagiglandana
Lineage: Eukaryota; Metazoa; Arthropoda; Insecta; Lepidoptera; Tortricidae
Gene: Nop56
Product: nucleolar protein 56
Exons: 8
Coding region: 85-1461 (458 amino acids)
Cellular component (GO): small-subunit processome; box C/D methylation guide snoRNP complex
Molecular function (GO): snoRNA binding
Source: RefSeq, a predicted model, not a curated record